UGAUUGUCCAAGUCCAAGAGUUUGCUUAUACAGUAUAUGCACAUCAAAAUACAAUAAAUAUUCAUAUUCAGAUGAAACUUAACCGCCCGCCCACCGUCUUUGUUUGUCCUUUGCUAAAGCAAGGAAAACCAAAAAGCGCUUUCAAUUUGCCCCCAUCUUCUUGAUCUCGCCAUAGCCUUUUGGGCAAUGGCUCUGAAGGCCUUUGUUGCCUCCGACGUGCCUUAUAUGGAUCCUGCCGCAUUGUCUUUUUGUUUCGCGCAGCUCUUCAGAGGUGAGGUUGGUGAUGAUGGAAAGUCGGUUUCUGAUUUGCCCAGAAAGUUUAUGGUGAUUGGGCACAGAGGCUGUGGGAUGAACAUGGUGCAAUCUUCCGACCGGAGAAUGAAAUCCAUCAAAGAGAAUUCGAUUCUCUCCUUCAAUGCGGCUGGCAAAUUUCUCCUUGAUUUUAUUGAGUUCGACGUUCAGGUGACAAAAGAUGACUGUCCAGUCAUUUUCCAUGACAACUACAUCUUAACUGAAGAAAAGGGAGCAAUAGUUGAGAAGAGGGUGACGGAUCUUACUUCAGCUGAAUUUCUUUCCUAUGGACCCCAAAAGAAGCCUGAAGAUGUGGGAAAGCCUCUGUUUAGGAAAACAAAAGAUGGAACAAUAUUUGAAUGGAAAGUUGAAAAUGAUGAUUCUUUUUGCACCUUGGAAGAGGUGUUUCAGAAGGUUGAACAUUCAUUUGGCUUUAACAUUGAAUUGAAGUUUGAUGAUAACAUAGUCUACAAAGAGGAAGAUAUGAUUCACACUUUACAAGUAGUGUUGAAGGUGGUUUAUGAGUAUGGCAAAGACAGAGCUAUUAUCUUCUCAAGCUUUCAUCCUGAUGCAGCACAGCUGAUGAGGAAGCUGCAGACCACUUAUCCCGUAUUUUUCCUCACUAAUGGAGGAUCCAAAACAUACAAGGACAUAAGACGGAAUUCAUUGGAAGAGGCUGUAAAGCUUUGUUUGGCAAGUGGCUUGCAAGGGAUUGUUUGUGAGGUGAAAGCCAUCCUAAGAAACCCUGGAGCUGUAAAACAAAUUAAAGGGUCCAGCCUUUCACUCAUAACUUAUGGCCAAUUAAAUAAUGUGGCGGAGGUAGUAUACAUGCAGCAUAUGUUGGGGGUUGAUGGAGUGAUUGUUGACUUAGUACAAGAGAUCUCAGAGUCAGUUUCAGAGUUCACGCGGGUAGAAGAGGAGGGCCAAGAAGAGAAGUUGAAAGAGGCAAAGCAAAGACAGGGAACACUUUGCAUGCCUCAUCUCUCCCAGGAUGAACUUGCAUUUCUUUUGAAGCUCGUAUCAAAGGUGAUGCAUAAAACUACUACUUGACCCACCCUAAGUAUGUUGAGACUUAGAGACUGUAGUCAAGGAAAGAUUACAAGCUAAGAUCAAAACCAGGAACACAAGUAACCCAGAAAUUAUAUUCCUCCAAGAAGAUGUAUUGCACAAACGAACAAGACUUGAUAACUUUCUGUGUUCCAAACAUUACAAACUCGAACUAGAACUAGCAUUAAUAAUUCCUUGAUAACUAAAACAUAACCACAUAACUCAUAUUUAACACAGAAAGCUAAAAGUCACAUAAAACAAAGAGAUGAUAAAUGGCUUUGAAAAAAUCAACUUUAAUAUUUUCAACACUCCCCCUUAAAAGUGAUUUUUUGAUUGAGCCAAUUCCAAGUUUUUCCCACAAAAGCUCAAAUUGUACUUUCAGCAGCAGCUUGGGGAAGAUAUCUGCAAUAUUUUCUUUACUUCGAACCUCUGAUACAUGUAUGGUUCCCUCGACAACUUUUUCAUGAAUAAAAUGAUGCUUCAGCUCAAUAUGUUUCGUUCUGGCAUGACAAAUAGGAUUUGUUGCAAUUCUUAGAGCACUUUGAUUAUCUCCAAGCAAGGGAGCUGAUUUAAUUAUAGGCAAAUGAACAUCUUCAACAAGUCUUCGACACCAAACACAUUCUUGUGCAGCAAGAGCAGUGGCUUUAUACUUUGCUUCAGCCGUUGAAAGUGAAACUGAAUCUUGUUUUCUACUGCACCAAGAAAUACUGGUAUCUCCACACAUGAAAACAUACCCGAAUUUGGACUUUGUUCAUCCAAGUCACAACCAAGAUCAGUAUCAGUAAAACCAUGUAACACAGAAUCCAUCUGUUUCUUGUAAACUAAACCCAACUCCAUAGUAGAAUUAACAUACUUCAAAAUUUUCUUGGCUGCCUCCAUGUGUGGUUUUCUUGGUUCUUGCAUAAACCGACUAACCAACCCAAUUGAGAAUGCAAUAUUAGGUCUGGUUAUAGCCAGAUAAAGAAGACUUCCAACAAGGGCACAAUAGGAUUGGGGAUUAACCAAGAGAGUGUUGUAAAAUACUGAUAUUUUAAAUGAGUGAGACCAAGUCGUGGCUGACCAAGUCUCCCACACUUGCUUCAGUCUAUUUUAUUCGCCUAUCCUUUGUGGUGCGGAAUUGGUCAUCUGCCUUAUCCGAUGGCCGAGUCUUCCUCCCCCAACGUUCGCCUUAAUGCGCCUAUAAAAGCAGCCCUCGAUGCACUUGCAAAAAUGUAGAAAAACAUCUUCCCUCAGUCUUAUUCUCUGUUUGCAUUCUACUCUCUAUUUUUAUUUAAUUGUUGCGUUUCUUACUGCCGGUCUUCCUGUUGGCUGCUCCCUUACUGCUAUACUUUCAUUUGUUGUCUCUCAUCCUUGUUAUUGCUCUUUUUUGUUCUCAUUAUGUUGCUGUUGCUUCAAACUUGUUGCUGGGUUCAUUUUGUGUAUCUUGCUCUCCUUACUUUCCCUUACUUUCCCAAAUACCGUGAGUGUGGCAGAUUUGGAAGUACCCGUUGUAUCCUGGGAGAGUGUCUACCGGAGUCUUUGCACUUUUUAUUGAGAGGUGGAAAAUACUCUUGAAAGACAGUGACGUUUGUCACGCCUCGGGUUUCAACUUCUUGUUGUCUAUUUCUGUCAAUUAAUUAUUUUCCAAACAGAGAGAACCGUCAUCCUGCUUCAACUUCAAAUUUGGUUCUAAUGGAAUGUAUUGCUUCUUUGCUUGCUUUAAACCAAAUCUAUCAACAAGCUUCUUUGCAUAGCCCUUUUGCUACACAAAAAUUCCAUUUUCCAAAUUCUCCACUUCUAAACCAAGGAAGUGACUUAACUUCCCCAGAUUUUUCAUCUCAAAACGAACAUAAAGUUUCUCUUUUAAGUUUAGCAACUUCCUUUUCAUCAUUGCCCGAUAUUAUCAUAUCAUCAACGUACAAAAAGAAAAUCACAUACACACCUCCAUGUAUCUUAACAAAUGAACUAGAAUCUGAUUGUGGAGAAAUAUAACCACAGAAAUGCAAAUACUGGGCCAUUUUACCAUACCAAGCUCGUGGAGCUUGUUUUAAUCCAUAAAAAAGUCUUUUUUUAGUUUG
This is a messenger RNA of Diospyros lotus (date-plum), 3395 nucleotides long. RefSeq names its product glycerophosphodiester phosphodiesterase GDPD1, chloroplastic-like. Gene Ontology annotation, biological process: glycerophospholipid catabolic process. Bases 187 to 1341 code for a protein of 384 amino acids. NCBI's taxonomy places the organism in Eukaryota, Viridiplantae, Streptophyta, Magnoliopsida, Ericales, Ebenaceae. The record is from RefSeq and is a predicted model, not a curated record. The transcript is spliced from 8 exons. Gene Ontology annotation, molecular function: phosphoric diester hydrolase activity.